Molecule: messenger RNA, 3912 nt
Organism: Monodelphis domestica (gray short-tailed opossum)
Lineage: Eukaryota; Metazoa; Chordata; Mammalia; Didelphimorphia; Didelphidae
Gene: KLHL29
Product: kelch like family member 29
Molecular function (GO): protein binding
Source: RefSeq, a predicted model, not a curated record
CCGCCCUCGGGGGAGCCGGGGCGCGAUGGUGCGGCCGCCGCCGCCGCCGCCCCGGUGACCCGCGCCCGGACUCCCCCGCGCCUGGUCCGGGGCCGCCCCCUGGUGCCCACCCCGGCCUUGGACGAGGAGGAGGAGCCGCCCCCGAGGGAGCCCGCAGGUGCGCCCCCCGGCUGCCCGGCCCCGACAUGUCCCGGCAGCACAGCCGAUUCGAACGAGAGUACCGCGGCCCCGGCUGGGAGCGCCGCGAGUGGAGCGCCAACGGCACCCACGGGAGCCUGAACAGCUGUAGCGGCCGGCCCGGCCUCCUGCCUCUGCCCAUCGUGCCCGCCAGGCUGCCCACACCGGCCGCCCCCUGCACCACGGGCAGCGGCGACGCCCUCCCCAGCCUCGUGGUCAGCUCCUCCUCGGUGGCCGCCAGCAAGACAGAGGAUAUUGGCGAGUGGGCGAUCCUCUUGGGCCUCUUUGGCAUGAUGACAUGGAGCUUGAUGGCAGUGGUCCCUGGCCUCUCCAAGGUGGAGACCCCAUCACAAGGCCUGGCAGCCAGCGUGCGGUGGGGACAGACGCCCAUCAAUCAGUCCACUCCUUGGGACACGGACGAGCCUCCACCUAAGCAGAUUCGGGAAAGUGAGAACCCAGGGGGCGCGCCGUGGGCGAACGCCGUGACCGCGGGCAGCCAGCCGGCCCUCCUGGCGCACUCGUACGGGGUCAGCCAGCCGCCCGCCUUCAGCCCGGCCGCGAGCGUGCCGGCGCCCGUCCUCGGGGUGAGCCCGUCGCUGCCGCUGCUGCCGGCGCCCUACCAGCUCCAGCCUCCGCCUGCGCAGCCGCUCAGCAACCUGGUGGUGACGCUGCCCAGCCAGAGCCUGUACGGCGGCGGCCAAGCCCUGGGCCUGUCCUCCGCGGCCCGCGCCGGCCCCCCCGCCGUGGGCAACGGGCACCUGGCGUGCCCCGUCCUGCCGCCGCCGCCCGACGGCGUGCCCGGCGCCAACGGGCCGGCGGGGCCCCCGGCCGCUCCCCCGGAGGCCGUGCAGAUGCUGCGGACCGUCGGCGUGGGCAAGUACGAGUUCACGGACCCCUGGCACCCCAAAGAAAUGUUGAAGGAGUUGAACCAGCAGCGGAAAACGAAAGAGUUCACAGACCUGAAAAUUAUUGUUGACGGCAAAGUGUUUGAAGUCCACCAAAAUGUGGUAGCUUCCUGCAGCUUGUAUCUCAAGGACCUGAUCAAAAGGUCUCCCCGCGAGCGCGAUGGCCGCGACAAGCUGGAGCUCAGCCUGCCCGACCUGCGGGCCGACGUCCUGGAGCUGCUCCUGGAGUUUGUCUACACCGGCUCGCUGACCAUCGACGCGGCCAAUGCCAAGACGCUGCUCGAAGCUGCCAGCAAGUUCCAGUUCCACACCUUCUGCAAAGUCUGUGUGUCCUUCCUUGAGAAGCAGCUGACCCCCGGGAACUGCCUGGGAGUGCUGGCCAUGGCCGAGGCCAUGCAGUGCAGCGAGCUGUACCACAUGGCGAAGGCCUUCGCGCUGCAGAUCUUCCCGGAGGUGGCGGCCCAUGAGGAGAUCCUGAACAUCUCCAAGGACGACUUCAUCGCAUACGUGUCCAACGACAGCCUCAACACCAAGGCGGAGGAGCUCGUCUAUGAGACCGUCAUCAGGUGGAUCCGGAAGGACCCAGCGACCCGAGCGCAGCACGCCGCCGAGCUGCUGGCUGUGGUGCGGCUGCCCUUCAUCCACCCCAGCUACCUGCUCAAUGUGGUCGACAACGAGGAGCUCAUCAAGUCAUCCGAGGCCUGCCGGGACCUGGUCAACGAGGCCAAGCGCUACCACAUGCUGCCUCACGCCCGUCAGGAGAUGCAGACGCCCCGCACGAGGCCCCGGCUCUCAGCAGGCGUGGCUGAGGUCAUCGUGCUGGUUGGGGGCCGGCAGAUGGUGGGGAUGAGCCAGCGGUCACUGGCCGCCGUCACGUGCUGGAACCCUCAGAACAACAAGUGGUACCCGCUGGCCGCUCUGCCCUUCUACGACCGGGAGUUCUUCAGUGUGGUCAGCGCCGGGGACAACGUCUACCUCUCGGGUGGAAUGGAGUCAGGGGUGACCCUGGCCGACGUCUGGUGUUACAUGUCGCUGCUCGACAACUGGAACCUGGUGUCCAGGAUGACCGUCCCGCGGUGCCGCCACAACAGUCUGGUGUACGACGGCAAGAUCUACACCCUGGGAGGCCUCGGUGUGGCCGGCAACGUGGACCACGUGGAGAGGAGCCCAUGUUCUGCCCACAGAUAUGACACAAUCACCAACCAGUGGGAGACGGUGGCCCCGCUCCCCAAAGCCGUGCAUUCAGCUGCAGCUACCGUGUGUGGGGGCAAGAUCUACGUGUUUGGAGGGGUGAACGAGGCCGGCCGGGCCGCCGGGGUGCUACAGUCCUACAUCCCACAGACCAACACGUGGAGUUUCAUCGAGUCCCCGAUGAUCGAUAACAAGUACGCCCCUGCCGUCACGCUCAACGGCUUCAUCUUCAUCCUGGGGGGCGCCUACGCCCGGGCCACCACCAUCUACGACCCAGACAAGGGCAGCAUCAAGGCCGGGCCCAACAUGAACCACUCGCGCCAGUUCUGCAGCGCGGUCGUGCUGGACGGCAAGAUCUACGCCACGGGGGGCAUCGUCAGCAGCGAGGGGCCGGCCCUGGGCAACAUGGAGGCCUACGAGCCGACCACCAACACGUGGAGCCUCCUGCCGCACAUGCCCUGCCCCGUGUUCCGGCACGGCUGCGUCGUGAUUAAAAAGUACAUCCAGAGCGGAUGAGCCGGGCCGGGCCGCCCGAGGCAGCCCCGCCGGACUCUGAGCACUCUCUGCACCGAAUGUAGGGACAUGGCCCGGCCUUCGGGGAAGCCGGGGCGUGGCUGGUGCUCCGUGCCGGGGAGGCUCCCGCCAGCCCAGGUGCAAUAGAAACUCCCUUUCUUACUUGCCGGGGUGGACGCCGCCUCUUCCCUCUCCCACGUCGAGGCGACCCGCUCAAGUGCCGGCGCUCCCCGGAGGCCCACUCAAGUUUUCACACCAUCUCAGGCGCCCAGCUUGGGCGGGGGAGGCCAGGGGGAUGACAGCCCCGGAGGUGCUGGGGGGCGGAGCCACGGGGCGGCCCAGCCCCCCUCCCCGGCAGAUUCCGGCUGCCAGAGGACAGGCACUUGGGCCUGCUCUCUCCCGUCCCGUCUGCACUCUACCUUUCCCCUUUCCAAGAGCAAAAGUGGGGGGGGAGGCUGAAAGGAGCAGGAGGUAAGUAGAGGGAGGCUUGGGGCAACAGACUGACCCUGCGUCCUCCCAACGGGGCCAUCCCACUACCUUUUCUACACUUAGAUUGGAGAUGCUGGGCUGCUCCCGUCCUUAUUCUAGGGAAUCCCGACGCCCCAGCAGCCCGAGGAAGCUGUGCCUUGUGGGGAGGCCCCUGGAGAGGCGGCUGCGGGGGCGGGGGCAGGGGAUCGGCCAUCCCCGGAGCGCAGGAGACUAUUUUUGAUAUGGAAAGCUAUAUACGGAGAGCUCGGGACGGGGACGGCCAGAGCGAGAGCCGGGCGCCCCCCACCCCCACCCCCGGGUCCCAGAAUGUAGCCCCUGACCGCACGGGCUGGCUCCCCCUCCCGGCUGCCGGAGCCCAGUGACGCGGCGAUGUGGGAGAUUAUUUAUUCUUUUCUUUUUCAAGUAAUAAGCACAACGAAACUCCACCCGUCCUCGGCCAUCGCGGGUGCCCAGGCCACGGGGCGCAGCCGGCGUCCCGCUGGGCAGGCGAUGCCUGGCGACGUGUCCAGUCCCCCUCCUCUCCUCAUCGUCACACUGGAGCAAAGCUGGCAACUUCUGGGAGCUGCCAGGACUGUACAGAACUGCGCCCAUCGGGUAGCUCUUGGUAUACCGUAAUAAAUCUAUUUAUAGACCUAGA